This is a messenger RNA of Aspergillus calidoustus, 1722 nucleotides long. The record is from the annotation of a GenBank genome assembly. NCBI's taxonomy places the organism in Eukaryota, Fungi, Ascomycota, Eurotiomycetes, Eurotiales, Aspergillaceae.
AUGUCUCCGGGUAAUCGCCAAUCCGCUCGAACGCAUGGCCUGGUUGGGAAACCAUUGCUUUACUUUACUAGUGUCUUUGUAUCAUUAGGUGUCUUUCUCUUUGGCUAUGACCAGGGUGUGAUGUCCGGAAUUAUAACGGGUAUAUACUUCAAAGAUUACUUUAAUCAGCCAUCACGCGCGGAAAUUGGCACAGUUGUCGCAAUUUUAGAAGUCGGAGCAUUCAUAUCAUCUCUGCUUGUCGGCAAAAUUGGCGACAUAAUCGGUCGUCGCAAGACUAUCCUAUAUGGGUCCAUCGUAUUCUUCAUUGGGGGAGGUUUUCAGACCUUUGCAACAGGAUUGCCAAUGAUGAUGGUUGGCCGUAUCAUUGCAGGUCUAGGGGUCGGAGCAUUGUCCACUAUUGUUCCCGUGUAUCAAUCUGAGAUAUCGCCUCCUCACAAUCGAGGAAAAUUGGCGUGCAUCGAGUUUACAGGAAACAUUUUUGGGUACGCUGCCAGCGUUUGGGUGGACUACUUUUGCAGCUUCAUCGACAGCAAUCUUUCUUGGCGUCUUCCAUUAUUAUUACAAUGUGUCAUGGGGCUUUUCCUUGGCUUGGGAAGCCUAAUCAUCUGCGAGUCACCGAGGUGGCUACUGGACAAUGACCAUGACGAGGAAGGAUUGGUCGUCAUUGCAAACCUUUACGGCGGAGGAGACCACCUCAACUCUGAAGCUCAAAAAGAGUACAGAGAGAUUAAAAUGAACGUCCUUCUUCAGCGUCAAGAGGGUGAGCGGUCUUAUGCCGACAUGUUCAAGAGAUAUAACAAACGUGUCUUGAUUGCCAUGUCCGCACAAGCCUUGGCACAGCUGAAUGGGAUAAAUGUCAUCUCAUACUAUGCCCCCCUUGUCUUUGAGUCUGCUGGGUGGGCUGGACGCGAUGCUAUCCUUAUGACAGGGAUUAAUGGCCUGACUUACCUCGCGUCCACAGUUCCUCCCUGGUAUCUUGUCGACCGCUGGGGAAGACGUCCUAUCCUGCUUUCCGGCGCUUUGGCCAUGAUCCUUUCCCUCUCAGCAAUAUCUUAUUUCAUCUUUAUUGAUAUAAGAGCCACCCCGACCCUUACUGUUGUCUUCGUUAUGAUCUACAAUGCUGCUUUUGGUGCUUCUUGGGGGCCCAUCCCAUGGCUAUAUCCUCCCGAAAUCCUUCCUCUGAGCAUCCGCGCCAAGGGCGCAAGUCUCAGUACGGCUACUAAUUGGGCCUUCAACUGGCUUGUUGGCGAGGUCACCCCCGUCCUACAGGCUGCAAUCAAGUGGAGGCUUUACCUAGUUCACGCAUUCUUUUGUGCCUGCAGUUUCGUUGUUGUUUACUUCCUCUAUCCCGAGACUAGUGGCGUUCGCUUGGAAGAUAUGGAUCUCCUCUUUGGCGAUGCAACGACGGCCAUGCCAACCCCAGCUACUCAAGGGGAGCGCGGCUCUCUUAUUGGUGCUGGUUCACCUGUGCCCUCGCUCGAUAUCAGACGUCCAUAUGGCCAGCAUGGAGCAGACAGUGCUAUUCCCGGCUUAAACAUCAACCCACCUCAUCUCCCAGGCGACGGCAAUGGUAAGAGCCCACAAAUACGCCCAAAUGAAAGCCAGCCUGAAGGACUAGGCGGGUGGAUAUCCAAUAUCGUCAAUCGCAAUAGGGCGUCGUCGCAAGCUCGAGGAGGCUCCCAGUAUAGGAGACUCGGACAGGACGAGGAAGCUGACCAGUGA